Molecule: messenger RNA, 1000 nt
Organism: Paramecium octaurelia
Lineage: Eukaryota; Ciliophora; Oligohymenophorea; Peniculida; Parameciidae
Source: the annotation of a GenBank genome assembly
AUGAAUAUUAGAAUCUUUAGAUUUUAAAAUAUAAAUAUUUUAGCAUAAGCUUUAACAAAUAAGAUUCAUGAAUUAGAAUUUUAAUCUAAAAAAGGAAUAAAAUAUCCAUUUGGAAAUAAUGAGGAAUUCGUUGUGAUUGGAUAAAUGAUUUUAGAGUUUUAUUUCUCUGAUUAUUUGAUUUAGAGAGGGUAUUUGAUUACAUUAUGCAGAUACCCCACCAAAGAUUCCUCAAUUAAAAAGCCCAGUGACAUUGUUUAACUUAGAUAAAGAUUACUUAAUGAGAAAAACUUGGCAGAAAUUGCAUUAUAAUAUAAUUUACCUAACAUUGUCCAAAUAGGUAAUCAAAUCGGUUUAAAGUAUAAACAUGAUUAAUUUAUGUAGAAGAAACCCUAAGAUUCUGGCUGAAACAUUGAAAGCCAUAGUGGCAGCAUAAUAUUACGAUUCUGGAUUUGAUUUAGAACAUGUUAGAGAGAUAACUUAGCCUAUAUUUAAGGAACUCUUAGACAAGUAAUGUAGUAAUAUCCAAAAUAGAGGUCAGAACAUUCCAAUUGCAGAACUAAAAUAGAAUGCUAAGUCAUCAUUUCUUGAAUUCAUUAACAACUUUACAGAUUUGAAACCAAAAGUAUCAGUUGAAUGGAAAAAAGAUGCAAAUUCAGCUAAUGUUUUCAAGGUCUAAUUAGAAUUAGAUUCGCUGUUAAAUAUCACCAAGACUGGUAUCAAUAAGAGAUAAACAGAAUAACUUGUAUAUCAUGAUGCUUUGAUGCAAUUAAAAUAGAAAACGACAAAUUAAUACAAUUUACCUUUGAAAAACGAAAUUCAAAAAAAUGUCUCAGACUAACGAUCCUCAGAAUAAAGCACAAUUAUUUAUGAAUUAGAGAGAUCAAUUCUUAAUGAUAGUCAAACUUUUCAUUUUUCAGAAGUGUAUGAAUUCAGCAAUACAGAUUGUUAAGAAUCAUUGAGUGAUAAAGUAGAGCAAUUGCUUGAAAAAUUAGCAUUUUGA